Molecule: messenger RNA, 3423 nt
Organism: Saxophila tyrrhenica
Lineage: Eukaryota; Fungi; Ascomycota; Dothideomycetes; Mycosphaerellales; Extremaceae
Gene: CDC25
Product: cell division cycle- protein
Exons: 2
Coding region: 1-3423 (1140 amino acids)
Biological process (GO): Ras protein signal transduction; positive regulation of GTPase activity
Cellular component (GO): plasma membrane
Molecular function (GO): guanyl-nucleotide exchange factor activity; protein binding
Source: RefSeq, a predicted model, not a curated record
AUGAACGGGUAUGGAGGUAGCGUCGCGCCGCCGAGCCAGCUCUACGUGCGCGCGCUCUACGACUACGACGCCGAUGAUCGCACCAGCUUGAGCUUCCGGCAGGGCGAGAUCAUACAGGUCAUCACGCAAUUAGAAAGUGGGUGGUGGGAUGGAGUGCUGCAUGGCAUCAGAGGAUGGUUCCCGAGCAACUACUGCGCCGUGGUGAGCCCGCCGUUUGAGGACGGACAUGCGAGAACAGCUGGCGACUCGGAGGCGGAAGAGUCGGAAGAAGAGUACGGUGAGCAUGGGCUGGAUCAUGGCAUGAAUGGCAAUGGUGGCAGUCACAAUACUACAGUGGACUCGCAAGAGGAGGCUUCAUUUUGGAUACCUCAAGCGACACCUGAUGGACGGCUAUACUACUUCAACACGCUCACCUACCAAAGCAAGAUGGAACUGCCUCUGGAAGCGCCGACAUCUUUGAACGAAACUGGCCCACGCGAUCGCACCAACAUCCACAUUCCAGAUCAGACGAGACCGCCGGCUGAGAUCAUGGCGGCCGGCUACGAGCGCGACGACGACACGGACUACGCUUCUGCUUCCGAGACCGAGGACAUGUCGGGAAUCCGCGACUCCAAGGGCUCGAGUAACCGGCGCAGGCGAUCGUACGUGUCCGACGGCGUGUCACCCGCCACCUCCAUGGAUUCUCUCAACGCUGCUUCUCCGCUGAACCGCUCGCGCACUAAUCUGGCUGGAGCCAGUCAAACCUCGAUUUCGGCCAUGCAGCAAGGCAUCCCGCCGAUUGGUACCACUAUGAACUCCUUCGCCAAUGCUGCGGCUGCAGCAUCCACCUCCUCCCUCGUACCCCGCCGCUUCUUUGAAGACGCACACGCUGUCCCGCUAACAUGGCACACCUUGACCGAGGACAUGCGGCGGGCCAUUCAGCGUUACCGCGACGUCAUCAAUGCUGGCGAGAGGUCCGAGUUCGUCCGGAAGGCAGAAGAUAUCUCCGAUCACCUGCGUCUACUCCUGGCAGCUGGAUCUGGUACCACCGACAACCAUUCUGGAAACCCUUCCAUCAUCUCAACGAACAAGGCUCUCUAUCCUCACUUCCGCGAAAUGAUGUCUAGAUUCUCCAAGCUUGUUCUCUCUUCUCACAUUGCUGCUGCGGACUGGCCAGCCGCCGAUGCCUACCAAAAGUGUCUUCAGGAAGCGGAAGGCGUAAUGCAUGGCGUCUAUGGCUUCGUGGAGGUCGCGCGACAGCACAAAGGCGAGGAGAUACCAAGAAUAACUCCUGGCUUCGUCAGUGGUAGCAAGGUUGCAGCAAACUGGCAGAACAACGGGCUCAACCCGAAGGAUCCAAUGGCGACCAUGUCCUUCAUGGAAGACGACCAGGAUUUUCUCCAGGAUCCGACAGCAUCACUCGAUCUCGCAAUAAUGGAGCGUAUGGAUGAUCUCAAGCGACUGAUCAGCUCCAGUAUUCGCAAACUGGACGAGCACCUCAUACUGAGAGACAAGCUCAUCACUCCCCAGCGACACCGACGGAUUGGAGAUGCCGUGUGCAGGUCUGGACAUCAGGUCAUUGAGUACUGUCGACCUUACAUGUCCACCAUCGAAUCCAUCAACCUCGCGCCCCUGGGCUCAACAUUCCAGACUCCUCAGCUGAAUGACUUUGCAGAACACAAGCAGAAAUUGUACGACUCGACAUCUGAUCUGAUUGUAGCCUGCCAAUCUGUUGCGAGUCCACUUGGUGACGAGUGGUCUGAGGUUAGAGCGCCAUCGCUGGAAGAGCGUGUUCAGCGCGUAAAAGCCAUCAGUCGCGAGCUGGACACAGCGGCUCAGCAAAUAUUCUUCUCACUACAACUGCUAUCGGAACUCAUCCCUCACGAUGACCGCCUUUCACCUCCCAAGGACGGCCACAGACUGACCGAUGGCGGUGCUUCAUACGCCCCACAUGUCCGAUCGAAUUCGAGAGAAAUGCGACCCACUAUGCUCGCAGAUGUUGGUCAAUCGAAGUCGUACUCGGAGGGUACCGAUCCUUCUGCUGCCAUCCAAGGGAACGGGGAGAAUUCGAAAGUUAAGCGCUUUUUCGGAGAAGUCCCGGCUCCUCCCAUGCCACACCGCGAGUCGGAAGAGAUGCCAGAAUACCUCAAGCUGGACCAUGAAGGCGAGAUUGCCUACGACACCAAGGUCGAUCCGCCGCUGCUGCGUGGCGGCACUUUGAACGGAUUGGUGGAGCAACUAACGCGACAUGACAAGUUGGACGCCUCGUUCAACAACACGUUCUUGCUCACCUAUCGUUCGUUUACCACAGCACCUGAGCUGUUCGAGAUGCUUGUGAAACGAUGGAUGCUCCAGCCGCCGAAUGGUCUUAACGCGGCAGACAUGCAGGUCUGGACCGACAAGAAGCAGAAGCCAAUUCGCUUCAGGGUGGUCAAUAUCCUGAAGUCUUGGUUCGACAACUACUGGAUGGAACCUCAGGAUGAGACAAGUCAGCAAUUGAUCCAGAGGGUCUACCAGUUUGCGAAAGACACUGUCGCGUCAACCUCGACACCAGGAGCUGGGCCUUUAUUGACUGCUGUGGACCAGCGCAUCAGAGGUCAAGACGUACCCAGCAAAAAGAUGACUUUGACACUUAACUCCCAGCAGUUCCCGACUCCAGUCCUUCCGAAGAACAUGAAGAAGCUCAAGUUCCUGGACAUCGACGCCCUUGAGUUCGCGCGCCAGCUCACCAUCAUCGAGGCAAGACUCUACAGCAAGAUCAAGCCGACCGAGUGUCUCAAUAAGACCUGGCAGAAGAAGUUGAAGGAGGGGGAUCCCGAUCCGGCAGAAAACGUCAAGGCCCUCAUCCUGCACUCCAACCAGCUCACCAACUGGGUCGCUCAGAUGAUCCUCACCCAGCAAGACGUCAAGCGCCGUGUGGUGGUCAUCAAACACUUCGUCCUCAUCGCCGACAAAUGCCGCACCCUCAACAACUUCUCCUGCCUCACCUCCAUCAUCUCCGCCCUCGGCUCAGCGCCCAUCCAUCGCCUCAACAGGACCUGGGCCCAAGUCAACGCCCGCACGACUCAGACCCUCGAAUCCAUGCGCAAGCUCAUGGGCAGCACGAAAAACUUCACCGAGUACCGCGACGCCCUGCAAAAGGCCAUGCCACCCUGCAUCCCCUUUUUCGGCAUCUAUCUGACGGACCUGACGUUCAUCGAAGAUGGCAUCCCGUCAGUGAUUAAGAAGACGCAGCUCAUCAACUUUGCAAAGCGCAUGAAGACGGCGGAGGUCAUCCGGGAUAUCCAGCAGUACCAGAACGUGCCGUACGGCUUGGCGGCGGUGAACGAGCUGCAAGAGUACAUUCUGCGCAACAUGCGCAGUGCGGGAGACGUGCACGAGAUGUACGAGCGCAGUUUGCAGGUCGAGCCGCGCGAGCGGGAGGAUGAGAAGAUUGCGAGGUGA